Messenger RNA from Drosophila novamexicana, 3453 nucleotides. It is a transcript of the gene mas, whose product is annotated as protein masquerade. The transcript has 7 exons. Lineage: Eukaryota; Metazoa; Arthropoda; Insecta; Diptera; Drosophilidae. Gene Ontology annotation, molecular function: serine-type endopeptidase activity. The record is from RefSeq and is a predicted model, not a curated record. Gene Ontology annotation, biological process: proteolysis. Bases 1 to 3219 code for a protein of 1072 amino acids.
AUGAGAACUUUUAGCCAAAUCUUUAGCAUCUGCCUGUUAUUGCUGCUGCUGCUGGUGGGCAGUGCGCCGCCGCCGGCUUGGGCACAGGAUGAAUCGCUGGCGGGCAGCUUUCUGUCCGGGCUGCUGGACACAAUCACCAGCACUGCGGAUGCCAAGGAUUGCCCCGGCGUCUGUGUGCACACGCUGGCCACGCUCAUCUGCUACGAGGUGCUCGACGAUGUGCCCUGCCCCUCGCCCAGCAUGAAGUGCUGCAUAGAGAAUGCGCCAGGCAAAAAUGCAACCGCCGCCACGACGCCGAGAAUAACCACAAGCACGACUGGCAGCAGCAGCACCACGCAGCGCAGCACCACGCCCGCGACCAGCAGCAGCAGCACCACCAGACGCACCACGACCACGGCCAGCACUACGGCCAAGCCUAAGCCAAAGCCGCAGCCGAAGCGUCCGGCUGCCAGCCCGGCGCCGCCCGCCAGCUCCACAACGAGAAAGCCCGCGACCACCAAAAAGUCCACCACGGGCAAGCCCAAGGACAAGGAAGAGGCCACCAAAACCGAGGAUGAGAACAAGAACUGCACGGGCGUCUGCGUGGCGGAUCGCAUUGCUGAAUAUUGUGAGGCCUAUUUGACCAGCGGCGGGCUCUGCAAGGAGGGCACCAAGUGCUGCGUCUCGCUGGACGAAUACGCGAAUGGCAAGCUGCCCAAGGACAUCUACAUACCGGCCAAGCACAUGGGCAACCUGAAGAGCAAUCAGACGCUGGUCAAGACCGCGGCCACCAAGUCGAGCAGCACCAGCAGCAGCACCAGCUCGACCACGACGACCACGUCGACCACAACCACCAGCACCACGCCCGAGCCGGCGCGCACCAAGACCAACAACAACAACAACAACAACCAGAGCAAGCUUGGCAAGCACAAGAAGCCCACAACGACCACCACCACCACAACAGAGGCUGCCGCCGAGGAGGAGGAGGAGGAAGAGGAGGACGACGACGAGCAGGAAGAAACCCAAAGCACAAGCAACAACAACAAUAAGUUGAAAUCCGGCCAGAAUCAGGGCCAGGUGCUGAAGGAGUGCGAGGGCGAGUGCAUGAACGGCAUCUUUGCCAUAUUCUGCGAUGACAUCGAUUCCGAGGCCUUCUGUCCCGGCGAGGGCAGCUGCUGUGUGACGGGCAGCGCCUCCGAAGCGGCGCCCGCCAAGACGCCAGCGCCCAGCAAGCCCGCGACCAAGAUUGCCGCCAAGCCAGCGGCCAAGCCAGCGCGUCCCGCCGCGCCGGCUCCGGCACCAGCAGCCGCGUCACCCGCACAGUCUGGCGGGGAUCUGCUCUCCCAGUUCAUAUCCUUUGCGGAGAGCACGCUCAACUCACCCUCAGCACCCGCUCCACCGCCGCAGGCACCGCCUGCGGUGCAACGUUGUCCCGGCUUCUGUCUGCUCAACAUUAUGGCCGCCUUCUGUGAACGACCCUCGGUGCUCCUGAGCAAUCCCACCACCUGCUCCAAGGGCUCGGUGUGCUGUGACAAUUCGCGUGCAGGCGCGCCCAAGCCCAAGCUGCCGCCACCGACGCCGCCGCCCACAUCGUCGCCCACGGCGCCGCCCUAUGUGCUGCCCAAUACGCCGAGUCCGGAUCCGCGCGAGGAAUGUCCCGGCUCGUGCAUUGUCAGCCUGCUCAGCUUCACCUGUUUCAAAAACGCUGAGAUGACGGAUCUGUUUAGAUGCAAGCGCUCCGGCCAGAUCUGCUGUGCGCCCAAGAGCAAAAUCCUGGAGAAGCAACAGUUCCAGACACGCAACGACACCUCCUACUUCAACUAUCCGCCCAUGGGUCCACCGCCGCCGCCCUACGCCCCACAGCCGCCGCAGCAGCCGCCGCAAUCACCCUACGCGCCCUCCGGCUACAUGUCCAAUCAGCCGCCGCCGCCGCCGCCGCAUCUGACGCAUGGCUACCAGCCGGGAUUGCCGCCGCCCAGCUAUGCGGACUAUUACGGACCCGGUCCGGUACAGCAGCCGGCCCUGCCACCGGCGACAGCACCACCACCACCCCCACCCCCGCCGACGACGACGACGAGCACCACGACGACAACGCCACGUCCGCAUGUCUACUCCAAGUACGUGUGCGGGGUCAAGGGUACGCUGCGCACGGGUCGCUCCCGCAGCUCGCCAGCGCUCAACUAUGUCACAUACGCCCGCGCCAAGUACGGGCUGCAGCGAUCGGCCCGACAAUUGGCCAACUCCUAUGCCGGCAGCGGCGGCAGCGGCAGCAUUAACAAGUCCAACGAGCGUCUGGUGCUCGGCUCCGCCAUUGUGCCUAUCCAGAUACACAACGACAAGCUCGGCGACCUGGUGGACACCAGCGGCCUGCAGAGCAACCAGCUGCGCUCCUACCACGAUCAGCCCGACCAAGCAGCCGUUGUCUAUCCGGAAUACUAUCAGCGCAACAGCUACUCCAAUCCCGGCCAGCUGCAGGCGAACUACAGUCGCCGCCGGGCGCGCGUCGUCGGCGGCGAGGAUGGCGAAAACGGCGAAUGGUGCUGGCAGGUGGCGCUCAUCAAUUCCCUGAAUCAGUAUCUGUGUGGAGCGGCGCUCAUCGGCACCCAGUGGGUGCUGACCGCGGCGCACUGCGUCACCAACAUUGUGCGCUCCGGCGAUGCCAUCUAUGUGCGCGUGGGUGACUAUGAUCUGACCCGUAAAUAUGGCAGUCCCGGCGCCCAGACGCUGCGCGUGGCCACGACCUAUAUACACCACAAUCACAACAGCCAGACGCUGGACAAUGACAUUGCGCUGCUCAAGCUGCACGGCCAGGCGGAGCUGCGGGAUGGCGUCUGUCUGGUCUGUCUGCCGGCGCGCGGCGUCAGCCAUACGGCCGGCAAGCGCUGCACGGUCACCGGCUACGGCUACAUGGGCGAAGCUGGUCCGAUACCGUUGCGUGUGCGCGAGGCGGAGAUACCCAUUGUGAGCGAUGCGGAAUGCAUACGCAAGGUGAACGCGGUCACGGAGAAGAUCUUCAUAUUGCCGGCGUCCAGUUUCUGUGCCGGCGGCGAGGAGGGGCACGAUGCCUGCCAAGGCGAUGGCGGCGGUCCGUUGGUCUGCCAGGACGAUGGCUUCUUCGAGCUGGCCGGACUCGUGUCGUGGGGCUUCGGUUGCGGUCGGGUCGAUGUGCCCGGCGUCUAUGUGAAGGUCUCCUCCUUCAUUGGCUGGAUCAAUCAGAUCAUCAGCGUGAAUAACUUAUAGUGCACCAGCCCCAAGUCCCAAGGAAUCCCGCACUUGUAGCACCUUCCUGUCCGGGAAUGGACUAUGACUGAAUGGAUUCCGACUGCGGCUGCGAAUCUCUAACGACUGCUAACGUAAACCCAACCUAGUGUAAUCUACUCGUACAUAACUCACAUCCUACUAACUCACAUCCCCCGUCUCCCUCUCGUAGCGUAAAGGCAAUCUUUAAAAGUAUUUCCCCUGCCCCCCUCCCCU